This is a messenger RNA of Lepus europaeus (European hare), 1297 nucleotides long. It is a transcript of the gene PAQR6, whose product is annotated as progestin and adipoQ receptor family member 6. Gene Ontology annotation, molecular function: signaling receptor activity. Gene Ontology annotation, cellular component: membrane. The record is from RefSeq and is a predicted model, not a curated record. Bases 185 to 1219 code for a protein of 344 amino acids. NCBI's taxonomy places the organism in Eukaryota, Metazoa, Chordata, Mammalia, Lagomorpha, Leporidae. The transcript is spliced from 8 exons.
GGAGGGAGUGUCCUGUUCCCCCUCCUCUUGGGGCGGCACCGCCCGCCUGGCUGGCCCAGCCCCUGCGUUUGUGCCAAGGAAUGUGCCGGGAGAGGCGGCCGGAGAGGCGGGUGGGGCAGCAGAGCCGCAACCACCCAACCACCGGGAGGCAGCGCACAGGUCAACGUGGAGGUGCCCGGCCACCAUGCUCAGCCUCAAGCUGCCCCAGCUCCUUCGCGUCCACCAGGUUCCCCGGGUGUUCUGGGAAGAUGGCAUCGUGUCUGGCUACCGCCGCCCCACCAGCUCGGCCUUGGACUGUGUCCUCAGCUCCUUCCAGAUGACCAACGAGACGGUCAACAUCUGGACCCACUUCCUGCCCACCUGGUACUUCCUGUGGCGCCUGCUGGCGCUGGCCGGCGGCCCAGGCUUCCGCGCGGAGCCGUACCACUGGCCGCUGCUCGUCUUCCUGCUGCCCGCCUGCCUCUACCCGUUCGCGUCGUGCUGCGCGCACACCUUCAGCUCCAUGUCGGCCCGCGCGCGGCACAUCUGCUACUUUCUGGACUACGGCGCGCUCAGCCUCUACAGCCUGGGCUGCGCCUUCCCCUAUGCCGCCUACUCCAUGCCGGCCUCCUGGCUGCACAGCCGCCUGCACCAGCUCUUUGUGCCCACCGCGGCGCUCAACUCCUUCCUGUGUACCGGCCUCUCCUGCUACUCCCGGUUCCCAGAGCUGGAAAGCCCUGGGCUCAGUAAGGUCCUCCGCACGGCCGCCUUCGCCUACCCCUUCCUGUUCGACAACCUCCCGCUCUUCUACCGGCUCGCGCUGUGCUGGGGCCGGGGCCACAGCUGUGGGCAGGAGGCGCUGAGCCCCAGCCACGGCUAUCACCUCCUGUGCGCACUGCUCACUGGCUUUCUCUUCGCCUCCCACCUGCCGGAGAGGCUGGCGCCUGGACGCUUUGACUACAUCGGCCACAGCCACCAGCUGUUCCACAUCUGUGCGGUGCUGGGCACCCAUUUCCAGCUGGAGGCGGUGCUGGCUGAUAUGGGAUCGCGCCGAGCCUGGCUGGCCGUGCAGGAAGCACCCCUGGGCCUGGCCGGCACAGUGGCCACGCUGGGCGUGGCGGUGGCCGGGAACCUGCUCAUCAUCGGUGCCUUCACAGCCUCCCUGCUUCGGGCCCCUGCCUCCUGCCCCCUGCUGCAGGGGGGCCCGCCGGACGGGGGUACACAGGCCAAGCAACAGUGAGGCUGAGGAGACGGAGGCCGGGCCCCAGGAGUGGGGAGGAGCCCAGGUCUGAGCUGCAGCCAGAGCGGCCGAGGAGAG